Molecule: messenger RNA, 1871 nt
Organism: Papaver somniferum (opium poppy)
Lineage: Eukaryota; Viridiplantae; Streptophyta; Magnoliopsida; Ranunculales; Papaveraceae
Product: probable magnesium transporter NIPA4
Exons: 9
Coding region: 258-1295 (345 amino acids)
Biological process (GO): magnesium ion transport
Cellular component (GO): membrane
Molecular function (GO): magnesium ion transmembrane transporter activity
Source: RefSeq, a predicted model, not a curated record
CCCUUUUCUCUGUCUCUCUCUCGUCGUUCUUCUGUGCUGAUUUCAUUUUGUUUUUCGAAUUUCACGAAAAGUAAUUACCGCGGUCUGUUUUUUUUUUUUCUUUUCUGUCCAAGUUAGUGACAUAAGAGGAGGAGGAGGAGGAAGGGAAACUCAUGAUGAUUCAGGGUUCAUGGAAUUGAAGAUUAUGGAUUCAUGGAAUUUAAGGAUAUUGUGACAUCGAAUUAUUGUUUAGAAUUAGGGAUUUACUUCAAGUCAUCAUGGCUGAGGUGGUUACUAGGAGUUGGAAAGACUCUUAUAAGGGCAUGUCUUCUGAUAAUAUCAAGGGUUUGAUUCUGGCUUUAUCAUCUAGUUUCUUCAUUGGUGCUAGUUUUAUAGUUAAGAAAAAAGGAUUAAAGAAAGCUGCUGCUUCUGGGCUUAGGGCAGGUAGCGGAGGCUAUUCUUAUCUAUAUGAGCCACUUUGGUGGGUAGGCAUGAUAACAAUGAUUGUAGGGGAAAUCGCUAAUUUUGCAGCAUAUGCAUUUGCUCCAGCUAUUCUGGUCACUCCUCUUGGUGCACUUAGCAUUAUUAUCAGUGCUGUUCUUGCUCAUAUCAUAUUACGGGAGAGGCUACAUAUCUUUGGUAUCCUUGGUUGUGUUCUAUGUGUUGUGGGAUCCACAACUAUCGUUUUGCAUGCUCCUCAAGAACGAGCCAUUGAUUCUGUGAGAGAAGUAUGGGACCUCGCUACAGAGCCGGCUUUUCUUUUGUAUGCAGCUGUGGUCAUAGCAGCAGUUAUUGUACUCAUAUUUCGUUAUAUUCCCGAGUAUGGGCAGACACAUAUAAUGGUCUACAUUGGGGUUUGUUCGCUUGUAGGUUCUCUAUCGGUCAUGAGUGUUAAAGCUCUUGGAAUUGCGUUGAAGUUGACCUUUUCUGGAAUGAAUCAGUUAAUAUACCCUCAAACAUGGGCUUUCACCAUGGUUGUUGUCACAUGUAUCCUUACUCAGAUGAACUACUUAAAUAAGGCCCUUGAUACAUUCAACACAGCAGUUGUAUCACCUAUAUAUUAUACGAUGUUCACAACAUUAACCAUUUUUGCAAGUGUUAUCAUGUUUAAGGACUGGGAUCGGCAAAAUCCUACUCAGAUUAUAACAGAGCUGUGUGGUUUUGUAACAAUCCUUUCAGGGACCUUUCUUCUUCACAAAACGAAGGACAUGGUAGAUGGCUCCACGCGCAGUUCUAAGCACAACGAAGACGAGGAGGAAGGCUUUGGUCCAGAAGGCAUUCCUCUUAGGUGCCAGGAAUCCUUAAGAUCACCAUAGUCGAGUACAAGUCUAUCUACAUUGGCCAAGUUUAUUGCCUGUUAUUGUCAGGGCCGGCCCUGAGAUUUGGCUGCCCGGAGUGAAGGUGAAAUUGUUGCCCUGUCGAUCCUGAUAUUUUUUUGCGGGUGUUACCAGUGCAAAGGUGAUAUUUCAAUAGAUUAGUGUUAAGGUACUCUAAUUUUAGCAGCUUGAUUAACUGAGUAUGUCAAAUCAAACCCUAAAUCUAUUAGAUGGGAUAAUUGGUGAUGAUGCUGAAGAGAAAGUGGACUAUGGCAAUGAACGAGAAGAAGAUAUUGAACUCUAAAUCUAUAAGAUGGGAUAAUUGGUGGUGAUGCUGAAGAGAAAGUGGACUAUGGCAAUGAACGAGAAGAAGAUAUUGAACUCUAAAUCUAAUAAGACUAUUAAGUAUUAGUUUUUAAUUCGUAACAUAGGACUUGUGCUUUGUUGUUGUGUUGUUGUUUUAGGUAUUUAGAAACUUAAAGAGCAGUGAGUAACAAAAGUAGUGAGUCUAAGUAGCAAAUCUUAAGGAUUAUUGAAUGAUAUAUCUAUUUAGUACAUGGUUUAUUUAGCCCUCCA